This is a messenger RNA of Schistosoma turkestanicum, 1552 nucleotides long. NCBI's taxonomy places the organism in Eukaryota, Metazoa, Platyhelminthes, Trematoda, Strigeidida, Schistosomatidae. The record is from the annotation of a GenBank genome assembly.
CAGAAAUUUCAUUGUCGACUAAAGCUCAAAGAAAACAACUGGCUUAUCCGACAGUUACCUUGAAACUUGUUGGUGUGACCUUUAGGAGAUGGCGAAAUUUUGAAAGAAGCGUGAAAUGGCUGAAAUAUUUUAUAAUGGUAGGAGAGUUGACGGUCGCCGGCCAAAUGAACUUCGACGAGUUCAAUGUCAGUUUGGCUCGGGCUAUUCUGACGGAAUAGUAUUUUUGCAUCAAGGGAAUACCAAGGUGAUUGCAUCCGUUGUUGGACCCCACGCUCCGCGAAAAAAAGGAGAUGGUUCUCCAGAUGGUGCGACUAUAACAUGCCAAUUUACCAAACCCCCCUUCGCAUCAACUUCAGGGGAACGUCGCAAAUUGUCAUCAAACGAUAGAUCAGCGAAUGAUUUUGCUACUGCCAUUGAGGAGAUAUUUUCAUGCGUCAUCAGAGCAGAAAAGUAUCCGAUGUCUCAAAUAGAUAUUUUUCUUGAAAUUAUUCAGUCGGAUGGCUCCGAGUUUGCUUGUGCUGUAAAUGCGACUACACUUGCCUUAACAGAUGCUGGUAUUGAAAUGCAUUACCUCGUCAGUGCAGCUACAGUCGGUUUGUGGGGUUCACAUGUGUUUGCUGAUCUCUGUCGUUUUGAGGAGAAUCCACGUUUAUCACAGUUAACUGUUGUAUGUCUUCCAAAUCUUCAUCAGCUUUCUGACGUUAAUACAGAAGUGCAAACAGACCAGUCAAAAAGUCAGCCUCAAAUCCUCCAUACACGUCUUUCUUCCUGGUUACCUGUUGAGAGAUUACAACCACUCAUAACAGAAGCUGUAAAAGUAGCUCAAACACUUCACAAAGAAUUUUCUUUUUUGCUACGGGGCCGUGUGCGUAGUGGUCUCAUCACCAGGUAAACUAUCAACCUGAGUCACCACCAACAGAGAUUUUAAACAUCAGAUCUAUAUUAUCUGAGCAAAACGUAUGUGAAAUGUGAUGUCUUAUAACUAAUAAAGUCGCAAUAUAAACUUUCAUCCCGACUAACUUAUGUAUAAUCUAUGAAGUAGAGAAUUCUCUUAAUUGAUUCGGUUAACUCCCUGAUCAGAAUGCUCCCUUCAUCCUUAAAAUACAAUUGAGGCAGGUAUUUCCAGUUUCCUUUUAUAAACCUUUAACCGGAAUGUACAAUCUACGAAAGGAUAUAAAAACUCUAUAGUUCCCGAAGGCAGAUCCGUUUAAACGUCACUCAUCGCUUCAUAGUCCUGGAUCGCACGUAUACUAAUUGUUACCCGCCAUUGUAGGUGGAGUUUUCGCAUGCGACAGCCAAGCACAAAGCUCUACAUGUACAGCUUUAUGAGAACACACGUGCUACUUGACGGGAAGUAAGAUACCAAACAUCGUUUGUACGAGAACUCUACUGAAUGGGAAGAGCUAGUCCUUUUCUUAAUGCAUUAAUUGGUUCUUAAAACGGGGUUUUGUUCUUCUCAUCGUAAACUGACCGUAAUAAGUGUCACUUCUUUGUAUUUUAGAAAUAUUUUUAAGUUUACAAUAUUUUCUACUGAAUAUUCAUAUCUUUCUCA